GUUCCAACCUGGAUACAAAGUGUUUCACAUAAUUUCAAACAUCGACAUACCUAUACACAACAAUGAAAAUUUGCCACAAUAAGGUGCCAAAGACAACAGUAAUACUCGCAGUUGCAUUGCUGCUAAUCUGGUACAUAUUUAUACCUGAUAGCACUAAUCGGGAAAAACAUCCUGGCGUUUAUAAUAAUGACAUUACAUCCAACUUGGGAUAUCCAAUUUCACCCCAUGUCGCGGAUAUUAUCGCUGAAUCAGAGAGAAAUCACGACAUCUUUGUUGCUAAGCGUGACGCUUGUCUUAAGGAUCGUUCACUAACCCAUGCAAACCUCUGGACAGGCUCGCCCACAUUUUGGGAUCAUUUUGCGCCCACCACAUCCUGCCCGUUCGCCCUUCGUCGACUCGGCAAAGUUGGCGAUGGCGGCAAGUGGAUUUGUGGUUUGAAGGAAAUCGCAAAGAAGCCAGAAUGCGUAGCGUACUCGUUCGGGGUGGCGGGAGAGACCUCGUUUGAGCAGGAGCUUCUAGAUACAACGAACUGCACAUUGUACGCUUUCGACCCAACUGUUCCAAGAAUUAGCUUAGAUGUUUCAAAAUACCCGGGCAGAGUGCACUUUUAUCAAGUAGGACUGGGAACCCCACCAUAUUUCAAACCUCCACGGUCCAGCGUGUCCUUCCCGGUAAAACGAUUAAAGCAAUUCAUGUCGGAACUAAAUCACGACUGGAUUGACGUUUUUAAAGUGGAUGUUGAACAUGCCGAGUAUGAAGCGAUGGACGAUAUUAUAGAUGAUUUUCCGAACGGGCUUCCAUUUCCUCAUGUAAAUAUUGAGGUGCAUUUACACCUAGUUAGUGAGAUAAGUGAAGAGGUUAAACAGUUUGACGAUUUGCUGAAGUGGUGGUUAAGAUUGGAGAAGGCGGGAUUACGGGCAUAUAUGAAUGAGAUGAAUUAUUUAGGCGGUAUUGCGAAGUCUAAGGUGACGGCGGUUGAGUAUGCAUUCCUUAAUAUUAAACCGUUUAUAAGUGGUAAUUAAUUGGCAAUACUCGACUGUACAAAAUAUGUAUGUAUACUUGUCAGCUACUCACGUACAUAGUUUCUAAAACCAACAAUAAAAUCAUACCUGUCCACAGUUCAUUGAUUCAUGGUAGUAAUUAUGACGGCGGAUAAUUGAGAAUGAGCAAUUUUAAGAUGCAGUAAAUUAUAUGUCUGUGCAAAUUCCAUCAGAGAAUGUUUUUUCUAAGGAUUUCAAACUAAUUGUAAGCAUGUAUACACAUACAUCCUGAGGCAUUUCACGUCGCAUGGCGGUUUACGCCACGCCGACCUCUGUAUUAUAUAAUCUUUUCCUGAUUAAUGAUUCGUAUCAGCUUUAAUAACAAGUAAAAUAACUUUUACUUUACCGAAA
Folsomia candida is the source of this 1391-nucleotide messenger RNA. RefSeq lists its product as uncharacterized. Lineage: Eukaryota; Metazoa; Arthropoda; Collembola; Entomobryomorpha; Isotomidae. The coding region runs from base 63 to 1022 and encodes 319 amino acids. The record is from RefSeq and is a predicted model, not a curated record. The transcript is spliced from 2 exons.